This is a messenger RNA of Phalaenopsis equestris, 1651 nucleotides long. Its product is annotated as histidinol dehydrogenase, chloroplastic. Gene Ontology annotation, molecular function: metal ion binding; histidinol dehydrogenase activity; NAD binding. Lineage: Eukaryota; Viridiplantae; Streptophyta; Magnoliopsida; Asparagales; Orchidaceae. Gene Ontology annotation, biological process: L-histidine biosynthetic process. The record is from RefSeq and is a predicted model, not a curated record. Gene Ontology annotation, cellular component: chloroplast stroma; cytoplasm.
UCUCUGCGAAUCCCGCUGGAUAAAAUCUGUGGAUGGAUGUUUCAUUUUCUUUGUUUACAAGGCCUGAUCAAAUUCUUAAAUCAGAGAUCUUUGGUGUUUCCAGAUCAUUCUGCUUUCCUAGAAGUGACAAGUGCAGUUUGAACCGUCUGUUAUCUGUGACCAGAAGUCAAACUAUACAGUGUUCAAUGAAAUCUUAUCGGUUAUCAGAUCUUAAUGAUGUCGAGGUUCACACACUAAUGGUCCGUCCUCGCAUUGAUUUUACAUCAAUCUUUGGUGUGGUUAAACCUAUUGUGGAUGAUGUCCAAAGUAGAGGCGAUGCUGCUGUUGUUGAUUAUACUAUAAAAUUUGAUAAGGUUGCACUGGACCGAAUCAUUGAACACGUUUCUGAUUUGCCAGAUCCAGAGAUUGAUCCAGCGGUCAGAGAAGCAUUUGAUAUUGCAUAUGACAACAUAUAUGAAUUCCAUGCAGCCCAAAGGGUUCCCGAGAGGAAUAUUGAGAACAUGAAUGGUGUCAGAUGUAAACGAAUUGCAAGGUGUAUUGGCUCAGUUGGGUUAUACGUACCCGGGGGAACUGCUGUUUUACCAUCAACUGCUCUGAUGCUCUCAGUGCCUGCUCACAUUGCUGGGUGCAAGACUAUUGUUCUUGCCACACCUCCAUCUAGAGAUGGUACUAUAUGUAAGGAGGUGCUUUAUUGUGCAAAAAAGGCUGGUGUAACUCACAUACUCAAAGCUGGUGGUGCUCAGGCUAUAUCUGCAAUGGCUUGGGGUACCCAAUCAUGUCCUAAGGUUGAUAAAAUAUUCGGGCCAGGAAAUCAGUAUGUUACAGCCGCGAAAAUGAUUCUCCAAAACAGCGAAGCAAUGGUUUCCAUCGACAUGCCUGCCGGCCCAUCGGAAGUUCUGGUCAUCGCUGACAAAUAUGCCAACCCAGUUCAUGUUGCUGCAGACCUCCUGUCUCAGGCAGAACAUGGGCCUGAUAGUCAGGUAGUUCUUGUCAUUGCCGGAGAUGGUGUGGAUGUUGGUGCCAUUGAAUCCGAAAUCAGUAAACAAUGUGCAGGCCUUCCCAGAGGACAAUUUGCUUCAAAAGCACUCGAUCAUAGCUUUAUUGUUUUCGCUCGUGAUAUGGUCGAGGCAAUCUCCUUCUCGAACAUGUAUGCUCCUGAGCACCUGAUCAUAAAUGUUAAAAAUGCAGAAAAGUGGGAAAGUUUGAUCGAGAAUGCCGGUUCUGUAUUUUUGGGGCAAUGGAGCCCGGAGAGCAUCGGCGACUACGCUAGCGGGACGAAUCAUGUCCUCCCAACUUAUGGGUAUGCAAAGAUGUACAGUGGAGUGUCAUUGGACUCUUUCCUUAAAUACAUCACUGUCCAGUCACUUACAGAGGAAGGAUUGAGGAGUUUGGGGCCUUAUGUGUCUAAGAUGGCAGAUGUUGAAGGACUUGAGGCACAUAAGAGAGCUGUCACCCUCAGGCUUCAGAGCAUGGAAGUUCCACUUUUGUUGUAGCCUUCAACAUUCAGAAGUAAUCAAAACAGAACAAGCAAAUAUUAAUUACUAUGUUUCUUCUAAAUUGUCAACUGAUGGUCAGAUAAUUACAUAAUGAAGCAUGGAGUAUAGUGUGUGGUAAACUUGUAAAAUGUGGAUUCUAAAAGAUAUAUUUAAAA